AUGGUAGACCCGUUAAGCAAAAACUUGACCAAUGAUAUCCUAAUGCCACCAACAACUGAGGUGUCCAAUGACAUUAAAACCUUUUUUAGGGACAUUGAAACUCAUAGCUUCAAAUCCAGCGAUGAAUCGUUGGAGGGCGAGCACGAUCAUGGAACUGUACCGGUGAAUGUAUCUCCUUAUUCUGCCGAUUACAAACCUCCCAUAUCAGAGAGCAAGAUAUAUGUUUACAGCAUAAAUGAAUUGCUUUCAUUUUCUAAAGUGCCUGCAUCUCCUUCUAUACAGGAACUCAUCGAUUCUUUGCCUAAGAAGAAGUUUUGGAGAUUUGGUCGUAGGUUUUCGGAUCAAGGCUCUCAUAAAGGCACAGGCCAAAAGAAUGGAAACAGAAGCCCAAAUCCAAACUCCAAAACAAAGUCUGUUGUUGGGGAAGAGAGUUUUGGUGAGAAAAAGAAUAGUAAAGGCAAAAAUUCAAGGGUUCAGCACCCGAAAAGGGGAAGUAAAUUUGGCAAGGGUGAGAGAAUCGGUUAUCUGGAAGAGAAAGACAUUACGGUUAAUAAUGAAGACCUGCUUGCGUUGGAAGAGAACUUUGAACGGACUGGUAAUUCAAUGGCAGACUUUGAAUCAUGGAAAGCUAAGAUGAAGGAGAUGGAACGUAAAAAGAGAGGCUUAUCUGAAACAAAAAUUGAAGGAGUUGAAAAUAAAGCAUUUUCUUCAAGUACGUCAAGUUCAAUAUCUGACUUUUUAAAAUUAAACAAAAACAGUAACGCAGAUAAUGGCGGCAUCGAGAAAGUUGAUGCGAGUGACCGGAGCUCCGCCGAUGAACAUAGGAAAAACAAACAAAAUGAGACAUUAAAAGGUGCCUCAAGAUUUUCGUCUUUUUUCACUCAAUCUUCGUCGCCAAAUGUUCCAACACCAGCUGUUAAUACUGCUGCCAGUGCUACAGAACAACAUCCCGAUGGAAACGCGAAAAAACCAUUAGAACCGGCAACCAGUGGAUCUCGACUUAUGUCCUUUUUCAAUGCGGACUCUCAGAAAGUGAAACAGGCACCAGGACCUUUACGCAAUAGCUCAGGACCUAAAGAGGUAAUAAAUUCGUUUAUACAACCUACAGCACAAUAUCCGGGUCCACAGCCAGUACCCCCGUUGCCUAAUGUGCAAAGAGUGCCUGCCGGAGAGCAAUCGCAAACAAAUAACCUGUUCUUCCAAGGGCUACUCAACAGAGGCAAAUUACAAGAAUCCAACGGGAUGCCUGCUCCACCACCGGAGAUGAGUGUCCCACCGGGAAUGGGUCAUUUAUCUCAUGCACCAGUACCUCAGCAAUCUCAACAAGCUCACCGAGGUACAGUACCACCUGGAUUUCCAAUGGGAAUCUCACCAGCUAAUUUUCCACCACCAUUUCAAAGAAGUUCUCAAAUGCCUGCCCAUUUGGUGAGCGAAAACACAAAAAACAUUGGCGAUAGCAAAUCGAUGAGUGCGGGUGGUAAUUCAACUAUACACAUGAAUCAACAUCGAAAUCACCCUCCACCAGGCGUACUUCCUCAAAUGGCACCAGGUAUGGCACCUCCAGGAUUUUCUCCAAUGCAAGGUUUACCACCGAAUUUUAACCCAUCCAUGUAUGGACCCCCCGCUGGAAUAAUGCCACCAAAUGGCCAACCUUUUUAUCCUCCAAUGCCACCUCCACCAGGCGGAAAUGUAAAUUUUGGGCCAUUUCAAAUCCCUAGCAUGCCCAAACAACAAGAUAGUAGGCCAAGUAAAUAA
Molecule: messenger RNA, 1755 nt
Organism: Zygotorulaspora mrakii
Lineage: Eukaryota; Fungi; Ascomycota; Saccharomycetes; Saccharomycetales; Saccharomycetaceae
Gene: EAP1
Product: Eap1p
Exons: 1
Coding region: 1-1755 (584 amino acids)
Source: RefSeq, a predicted model, not a curated record